Messenger RNA from Andrographis paniculata, 1502 nucleotides. RefSeq names its product probable aspartic proteinase GIP2. Gene Ontology annotation, biological process: proteolysis. The coding region runs from base 16 to 1335 and encodes 439 amino acids. The transcript has a single exon. Gene Ontology annotation, molecular function: aspartic-type endopeptidase activity. NCBI's taxonomy places the organism in Eukaryota, Viridiplantae, Streptophyta, Magnoliopsida, Lamiales, Acanthaceae. The record is from RefSeq and is a predicted model, not a curated record.
UCUUACACCAUCACCAUGGCCUCCCACGCUUCAUUUUUAGCAUCCCUUGUAGCAAUAAUCUCAGCGGUCUGCCUGGGCCGGGCCCAGGCCCAGCCCUCAUUCCGGCCCGACGGGCUCGUCCUCCCCGUCAGGAAAGACGCCGCCACGCAGCAAUACGUGACCGUCAUAAACCAAAGAACGCCGUCCGCCGCCGUCCGCCUCGUCGUCCACCUCGGCGGCCAAUUCCUCUGGGUCGACUGCGACGCCAACUACGUCUCCUCCACCUAUCGCCCCGUCCGCUGCCGCUCCGCCCAGUGCUCCCUCGCCGGCUCCGCCGCCUGCGGCGACUGCUACGACGGCCCCCGCCCCGGCUGCAACAACAACACCUGCGGCGUCUUCCCCGACAACCCUUUCAUCACUACAUCCACCAGCGGCGAGCUCGCCCAGGACGCCGUCGCCGUCCCAUCCACCGACGGAUCCAAUCCCGGCCGCCUCGCCACCGUGCCGCAGUUCAUAUUCUCUUGCGCCCCCACGUUCCUCCUCCGCGGCCUCGCCGCCGGCGCCACCGGCCUGGCCGGGCUCGGCCGCGCCCGAAUCGGCGUUCCGUCGCUGUUCUCCGCCGCCUUCAGCUUCCGCCGGAAAUUCGCCGUCUGCCUCUCGUCCUCCACCUCCUCCGACGGAGUCAUCUUCUUCGGCGACGGCCCGUACGUCUUCCUCCCCGGAAUCGACGUCACGCCGUCGCUAUUCACGCCGCUGUACAUAAACCCCGUCAGCACCGCCGGCGCUUCCACCCAGGGCGAACCCUCCACCGAAUACUUCAUCCGCAUCAACGCCAUCAGAAUCAACAACAAACCCAUCUCAAUCAACACCUCUCUGCUAACCAUCGACGCCGCCGGCGACGGCGGCACCAAAAUCAGCACCGUCAAUCAAUACACCCUCCUCGAAACCUCCAUCUACACCGCCUUGACGACGGCGUACAUCCGCGAAGCCGCCGCCUGGAACAUCACCAGAGUCGCCGGCGUGGCGCCGUUCGACGUAUGCUUCAGCAGCGCCAACGUCGGCAGCACCAGGGUGGGCCCGGCGGUGCCGUCCAUCGACCUGGUUCUGCAGGGACAGAACUCUCCCGUCUGGACGAUCUUCGGCUCCAACUCCAUGGUCGCCGUAAACGACGACGUUUUGUGCCUAGGGUUUCUCGACGGGGGAUCGAAUCCACGGACGGCCAUUGUUAUCGGAGCAUUCCAGUUCGAGAACAAUCUGCUGCAGUUCGAUCUGGCAGCUUCAAGAUUGGGAUUCACUAGCACACUGUUCUUCAGGCAAACCACCUGUGCCAAUUUCAAUUUCACCUCCAACGUCUAGAAGAAUCGAGAAAGAAUCCACACCUGUGUUUUUUAUGACAUUGCCAUUUGUAUACUGAAAGAAAUAAAUGCGUCGUGACUCAUGUAGUAAAGAAAUGAUGUAUGUAUUAUUUGUUUACUGUUUGUUUGUAUUAUUUGAAUAAACUUCGAAUUGGGCCGUUGGGCUAA